Messenger RNA from Suncus etruscus (white-toothed pygmy shrew), 900 nucleotides. RefSeq names its product capping actin protein of muscle Z-line subunit alpha 3 (gene CAPZA3). NCBI's taxonomy places the organism in Eukaryota, Metazoa, Chordata, Mammalia, Eulipotyphla, Soricidae. Gene Ontology annotation, molecular function: actin filament binding. The transcript has a single exon. The record is from RefSeq and is a predicted model, not a curated record. Gene Ontology annotation, cellular component: actin cortical patch; F-actin capping protein complex. Gene Ontology annotation, biological process: actin cytoskeleton organization; barbed-end actin filament capping. Bases 1 to 900 code for a protein of 299 amino acids.
AUGUCACAAACUGUUCUGAGUAAAAAGGAGAAAGAGAAAAUAAUCUACCGACUCUUGGUACAAGCUCCUCCAGGAGAAUUUGUAAAUGCCUUUGAUGAUCUCUGUCUACUGAUCCGUGAUGAAAAACUUAUGAAUCAUCAAGGUGAGCGUGCAGGACAUCAACACUGCAAAAAAUAUUCUGUACCACUUUGCAUUGAUGGCAAUCCAGUACUCCUGUCUCACCAUAAUGUAGUGGGGGACAACCGAUUCUUCGAUCACCAAAGCAAACUUUCUUUCAAAUUUGACUUGCUUCAAAACCAACUAAAGGACAUUCAAAGUCAUGGUAUAAUCCAGAAUGAGACAGAAUAUCUCAGAACUGCUGUGCUGUGUGCUUUAAAGCUGUACGUGAACGACCACUACCCAGCAGGAAACUGCAAUGUACUAAGAAAAAAUGUGAAAGGGAGGGAGUUCUUGAUAGCCUGCAUUGAAGAUCACAGCUACGAAUCAGGAAAUUGCUGGAAUGGCCUUUGGAAAUCAAAAUGGAUUUUCCAGAUCAAUCCAUUUCUAACCCAAGUAACUGGAAGAAUUUUUGUGCAAGCCCACUUCUUCAAAUUUGUCAACCUUCAUAUUGAAAUCUCCAAAGACCUGAAAGAAAGUCUGGAGGUAGUUAACCAAGCUCAACUGGCUCUGAGUUUUGCGAGGCUGGUGGAAGAGCAAGAGAAUAAAUUUCAAGCAGCAGUCUUAGAAGAAUUGCAGGACUUGUCAAAUGAAGCUCUGAGGAAAAUUCUACGAAGGGAUCUUCCAGUGACCCGCACUCAUAUCGACUGGCAAAGGAUUCUCUCAGACUUGAAUCUGGUGAUGUAUCCUAAACUAGGAUAUGUCAUCUAUUCAAGAAGUGUGCUUUGCAACUGGAUAAUAUAA